Messenger RNA from Schistosoma guineensis, 812 nucleotides. Lineage: Eukaryota; Metazoa; Platyhelminthes; Trematoda; Strigeidida; Schistosomatidae. The record is from the annotation of a GenBank genome assembly.
UGGAUAUUGGAUGGACCUUGAAAAGUCGUGCGACUUUCAAGCCUGAUCUCGUGAUGAGUUGUAAUUCCAGUGAAGGGUCUUUAGAGAGCGAUCGGGAAGGGAAAAAAAGUUGCAAAGAAUCGAAGACGAAGGAGAAUAAUGAAUUGAUGGAAGUAGAUGGGUUCGAAUACAAAAAUGAGGUUUACAUUCUGGGUCGAUCUCGUCCACUUGAGGAUGACGAAGAGCUAGUUAUGGAUAAAAGUGCUUAUAGAAUGUUUUUCGAAUUAGAAGUGGAAUCUCCAAGUCUCAGUUUUGAUAUUCUAACAGAUAACCUUGGUUUUGAUCGCUGUGUUGAAGUUAAUGGUGAGGCUCACAGUGUUUGCCUCAUAUCGGGUACUGAGGCACCUAAAGAUAAUCAAAACAAACUUGUAAUCAUGCGUCUGUCCAAUAUGUUGCCGUUCAAAAGAAAGGAUUCUAAUGGAGACACGGAUUCUGAUUCAGAGGAAGAAAGUGAUUCUGAAGGAGAUCUUGAUGCGGAACCUGAUGUUGAGGCGGCUACUAUCCUACAUCAAGGUACAGUUAAUCGAGUCCGGGCCAGACAACAUAGGGGUCGAUACCUUGCUGCAUCCUGGUCAGAAAAUGGAUUGGUUAGCAUUUUGAGUUUUAAUGUUUUUAUUUAGCAUAAUAUUGCAGUACGGUGAUUCAGUAAAUAUACAACUAAGUUUACUCGUUCUCGUGUUGUCUCCUUAAAUAAAAAGCCAGUAAAAGCACAUACGUAGCUGUCAUUAUGCUUGAUAGAACUUAUUAGUAUAAUACAAUUGAUAUCAUUUAGU